Messenger RNA from Anopheles stephensi (Asian malaria mosquito), 2353 nucleotides. RefSeq names its product sialin (gene MFS9). The coding region runs from base 553 to 2040 and encodes 495 amino acids. The record is from RefSeq and is a predicted model, not a curated record. Lineage: Eukaryota; Metazoa; Arthropoda; Insecta; Diptera; Culicidae. The transcript is spliced from 5 exons. Gene Ontology annotation, molecular function: transmembrane transporter activity. Gene Ontology annotation, cellular component: plasma membrane. Gene Ontology annotation, biological process: monoatomic anion transport; transmembrane transport.
CUCGCCGUGCGCCUUCAGUCAGUUGGAGGAACGUGGUCAACUGGAACGGCUGCGUUAUUCUCGGUGUGUGAGACAGCGUCCGAACGGCUCGUACUGGAACCUCCGGGUUUGCGAAAUCCUCCACUUUCGCAAAGCGCACCACAUUCGGGAAACCAGUUCUGCGGUGGCUUCGGUGGACCAGGCCGGCUAGCUUUCGAUUGUUUGCCCCUCUUUUGCGUACGAGCACGAGCGUGUGUGUGUGUGUGAGUGGUGGAGCGAAGAAACUGGACCGUGUCCCAGCGUGCGCGUUUCCAGUUUGUGAUCCGUACCGGAGGUGAUCGGUGCGCUGUUUUGGUGCGGGUCAGCUGGUCGGCAUUAGUGUUGUAGUAUCUUCCUUAGCGAUUGAAUAAACUCAGACAAAGGGUGUGAAGAAGAAAACGGUAAAUCUUCGUAUCCUCCCUAACAAACGAGUGUGUGCCAUAAAACCUUGCAGAGUGUAAGAAACAUAGUGACGGUAAAUCUUCCACUAACAAAAGACAUACCAUCCGGUGACGAUUCACCCAGAGCCCCAUCAUGGAUACUAAGCCGAGCAGUAAAGUGAGCAGCGAUGGCAUCGAUGCUCCUUUAUGGAUGUUUUGGAAGCGACGGCGCUACAUUGUGGUGUUUAUGGCGUUUCUUGGUUUCUUCAACGUCUACUCGCUGCGGGUAAACCUAAGCGUGGCGAUCGUCGCGAUGACCGAGAAUCGGACCGUACAUUACGACAACGGAACCGUCGGAUACGAGCAAUACUUUGAUUGGAGCUCCAGUCUGCAGGGUUACGUGCUGAGUUCGUUCUUCUACGGCUACAUCCUGACGCCGUUCCUGGGUGGCUUUAUCUCGAACCGAUUCGGUGGCAAUUAUGUGUUUGGAGUUGGCAUUGGAACGACGGCUGUCCUGACGCUACUGACACCGUUGGCAGCGAAGGCUGGAGUAGCGGUCCUGCUGGCGGUUCGUAUUGUGGAAGGCAUUUUCGAGGGUGUGACGUUCCCCUGCAUCCAUGCCGUGUGGUCCCGCUGGGCACCGCCAACCGAACGGUCGCGUAUGGCCUCGAUCGCGUUCGCCGGAAACUACGCCGGAACGGUUGUGGCGAUGCCGAUGAGCGGAAUUCUGGCCAACGCUUGGGGCUGGGAGAGUGUGUUUUACGUGUUUGGUGUGAUUGGAUGCAUCUGGUUCCUGGCGUGGAUGUUCUUCGUGAAGACGUCGCCCGAGGUGGACGGGUGGAUUAGCCAGCGGGAGAAAGAGUUCAUACUGGAGUCGUUGGGACGUACGGAGGGUGAUCAGGAGAAGGUGAAGCACCCGUGGAAGGGCAUCCUGACGUCGGUGGCCGUAUGGUCGCUGGUUGUGUCCCACUUCUCGGAGAACUGGGGCUUCUACACGCUGCUCACACAGCUUCCAACGUUUUUGAAAGAUGCCAUGCACUUUGAGCUAGAGAAGACGGGAUUCGUGUCGGCCGUUCCGUAUCUGGUGAUGGGCAUCCUUCUGUUCGUGUCCGGCUACCUUGCCGACUGGUGCCAAGUGAAGGGUUACCUCACGACAACUCAGGUCCGUCGGUACUUCAACUGUGGCGCCUUCCUCGCACAAACCGUGUUCAUGAUCAUCGGCGCGUUCAUCCUCGAGCCUGGACCAACGAUCACCUGCAUCACGAUUGCGGUCGGAUUGGGAGCGUUUGCCUGGUCCGGAUUUGCGGUAAACCAUCUCGACCUCUCACCGAAGAGUGCCGGAGUCCUCAUGGGCAUUUCGAACACGUUUGCCACCAUCCCGGGCAUCGUUAGCCCCAUCAUCACCGGGUACAUCACCUCCAACAAGAGUGACAAUGAGUGGAAAACGGUGUUCUACAUUGCGGCGGGCAUCUAUCUGGUCGGGUGCGUUAUUUACUGGUUCGGUGUAUCGGGUGAGUUGCAAACGUGGUCCAUCGAGGCCCAAGAACGACGACGAGAGCAGGAGAAGCAGGAAAAGCAACAAUCGAAACCAAUCGAAAGUCUUGCCUACACGAACAAAGUGAGCAUGGAGGAUGAGCUGUAAGGAAGGCGCUGUUGGCUGGCUGUGAGAUUAGCUAGAGAACCCCCCGCCGGUGCAGAUGAACCGUCAAUAGCUGUAGUAGAUGUAUUAUGUGUAGAUGCAGCAGGCGUCUGCAAUGCGGCCGGUAUCUGGCUUGAGAAAAAAAAGAACUCCACUAUUUACGACGAAGACGAACGUGUGAAACGAUGCGCUUAAAGCGAUCUAGCUGGAAGCUGGAACCUGUUUGCUCGUUUGUCGAGUUAAAAAAGAAAUUAUCGUAUGUAAAAUAAUGUAAACGUAAUUGUCAAUAAAGUAAAGUAAUUGUUUGAAAAUGUAA